Messenger RNA from Fimicolochytrium jonesii, 1434 nucleotides. Its product is annotated as transcription initiation factor IIF, beta subunit-domain-containing protein. Bases 203 to 1351 code for a protein of 382 amino acids. Gene Ontology annotation, cellular component: transcription factor TFIIF complex. Gene Ontology annotation, biological process: transcription initiation at RNA polymerase II promoter; transcription by RNA polymerase II. The transcript is spliced from 3 exons. The record is from RefSeq and is a predicted model, not a curated record. NCBI's taxonomy places the organism in Eukaryota, Fungi, Chytridiomycota, Chytridiomycetes, Spizellomycetales, Powellomycetaceae.
CACGCGUGCAAAAGGGCUCUGCGAGUUGCAAUUGACUUCCCCGUUCUUCCCCUUCCCCGCUAACCCGACUCAAUUUACUGACAGGCAUCCCACCACAGACCACCAGCUCCCCAGCAGAGUCUCUCAACGAGGAUAUCUCACUCGGCAACCGCUCACUCUCGCCGCACACCCGCUCCAACUCACAAACUCACUCACCGUCAAAAUGGAAGUCGACCUAACAGCCCAGGAUGACCCGGACCUCGACGACCUCCUCCUCUCCUCCUCCGACGACGAAGCAGCCUCCAACAAACGCAAACGGGAAGAACUCGACGACCCAGACGCUGACGAUUUGCUCGCGGAGGAAGACGAGGAUCUCCGCCUAGAUGACGCCGAGACGGAGGUGUGGCUGGUGAAGGUGCCCAAGUUCCUGGCGGAGAAGUGGACGGAGGUUGCGGAGAAGGGCGGUCCUGGGGAGACGGGGAAGCAGGAGGAAGUUGUGUUGGGGACGAUUGAUGUUCCAUCUGUCUUAAUAAGGAACUCCAUAAACCCCGCCGUCAACCGCGGCACCGUCACCCUCCCUACCACGCCCUGGAGCGACGACAUCCCAAACUCCUACACACUCUCCUACACCAACCUCGCCCCGCCCACAUCCUACAUCUUCACCGUUAACAAGCCCGCCGACCGGCCGAAGGAGCUGAUCGGCCGCGUCAACAGCGAGGCGUCCAUCGCGCCGAUUGUCAAUGACCGGUAUAAGCAGCUGAUGCAGGCGAGGGCGAAGGGGAUGAUGGAUAGGAAACGGCCGGUGCAGAGAUUGGAGAAGGACGGGCCUGCGUUCACAUUCUUGAAGCCGGGGAUGGCGGGGCAUGGGAAGAAGGAGGGUGUCAGUUUUGCGGUUUCGAAAAAACAAUCAUCGCAGACAGACAAAAAGUCUCGCCUCGAAAAGACAGACCUCAUCAACCUGCUCUUCACCGCCUUCGAAAAAUACGCACACUGGAAUUUCAAAGGCCUGCUCGAACGCACGCAUCAGCCUCAGGCAUGGCUCAAGGAGGUGUUGGGCGAGGUGGCAAUCCUCAACAAACGAGGGCCGUAUGUGGGGUUGUAUGAGCUCAGGCCGGAGUUCAAAGGGAUGAGUGCGGUGCCUGUAACGCAGCCCGCGGAGGGGAGCAAUGCGGGGGCGUCGACGGCAACUACGGCUGCACCGGGACAGGCGGCGGCGACGGGGGAGGAGGAGGAUCUGGAUGAGAUGGAUUAUGGGGAUGGGAUGGGGUUAGCGUCCGGGAUGGAGUUCGGGAAUGAUACCACGGGGACGGGGGGAGGGCCGAGUGGGAGUGGAGCGGGUGGGAAUGGGGAUGAUGAUUAUGAGAUCUUCUGAAGGAUGUGGUUUGGUUGCGAUGCGCGGGAUGUAGGCAACGUUGUCCAUACAUCCAGUACAUUCUUUCAAAAGCCAGCAGCGAC